This is a messenger RNA of Xenopus laevis (African clawed frog), 5841 nucleotides long. RefSeq names its product solute carrier family 35 member F2-like (gene slc35f1.S). Bases 453 to 1628 code for a protein of 391 amino acids. The record is from RefSeq and is a predicted model, not a curated record. Lineage: Eukaryota; Metazoa; Chordata; Amphibia; Anura; Pipidae. The transcript is spliced from 8 exons.
GGAGGAGGGAGCAGGACAGAGAAAGUAUGCUGCAGCCUGGAACAAUCAUUUACACAUAGGAGCUUAACUGGGGAGGCAUGGUUGAGAAUUUUUAGCAACACAGUUUUUAGUCAGGGGAGGGAGUAGGACACAUUGUUAUUUUGCAUACAAAUGUCCUAAAAUGGACACUAUGCCCAUUUCAAGCUGUAGCAUUAGGAGCUGGCUGGUGGCACAGGAGAGCUGAGCAGUGCAUGGCACAGUGUAUGGGGCAUCCCUGGCAGCACAGUGAUACCUAAGGCACUCUUUCACUCUACCUGCCUGCUCAGAUCGGUUUCUUACCCUUACAUUCCCUGACGUUGAAUCUGUGGUGCCGGAAAGGCAGCAGGUGUCUUCUCGUUCAGUGCCCUGGGCUGCCAGGUUCCUUACAUGCUGGAGUUGGAAUAUGUACAGUGCCUUCUGAAAGCAGAGACGCGAUGAUUCCUGAGCAGCCAAACCAUGUUGUAUCCACCAUUGAGAACCUGCCGGCUGAAAGCAUCUCUACCAGCCCAGGCCCCCUGCACAGGAUGAGGAAUGUGUUCAGCAGGGAGAUGCUGCUCUCUGUCGCUCUGGGCCAAGUGUUAUCCUUACUCAUUUGUGGCAUCAGACUUACCAGCAAGUACUUGUCAGAGGAUUUUCAUGCCAACACACCACUCUUCCAGAGUUUCCUUAAUUAUAUCUUACUGUUCUUGGUGUACACCACUACACUGGCUGUAAGACAAGGGGAGGAAAAUUUAUUGGCGAUUUUGAAAAGGAGAUGGUGGAAGUACAUGUUUUUAGGAAUAAUAGACAUAGAAGCGACAUAUUUGGUGGUAAAAGCUCAUCAAUAUACUACUUUCAUUAGUAUACAGUUACUGAAUUGUUUUAUCAUUCCUGUGGUCAUAUUACUCUCCUGGUUCUUCUUACUGGUGCGAUAUAAAGUUUUACAUUUCAUUGGUGCUAUUGCCUGCAUAUUAGGCAUUGGUUGCAUGACAGGAGCUGAUGUGCUGAUGGGAAGGCAACAAAAAGAUGACUUCUAUCCAGGAGACAGCAAGUUGAUUGGGGAUGUUUUAGUAUUAGGAGGCGCCACACUCUAUGGAAUUUCAAGUGUAUGCCAGGAGUAUAUUGUGAGAAACCUUAGCCGGGUCGAGUUGCUAGGCAUGAUUGGCCUCUUUGGAUCAUUCUUCAGUGGUAUUCAGCUAGCAAUAAUGGAACACAAGGAGCUGUUAAAGGUGCCAUGGGACUGGCAAAUAGGAUUACUCUACAUCGGCUUCACUGCCUGCAUGUUUGGCCUCUAUAGCUUCAUGCCUGUGGUUAUCAAAAAAACAAGUGCCACUGCAAUCAACCUUUCUGUGUUAACAGCAGAACUCUACACUUUUUUCUGCGGCCUCUUCUUGUUUCAUUAUAAGUUUUCAGGGCUGUACCUUCUCUCCUUCUUCACAAUCCUGCUUGGGCUUGUCUUCUAUUUCUCCACCACUACGUACGUUGCCCAGGACCCCAGAGUGUACAAGCAGUUCCGUAACCCAUCUGGGCCAGUCGCUGAAUUGCCUUCUAGUGGACAUCUAGAGCCUUCAGUAACUUACACCAGUUUAAGCCAAGAAACAGAAGAGGAACCACGUGUGAGAGUUGCCUAAAGCCAGGCAUUAUUUCACCCAUGGAAGGUUCAGUGGCAUCUAUUUGUCCAUUAUCUCUGUAUUGUGCAUAGAAAAAGGUUCAGCUACCUGAAGGGACUUAAAAAUAACAUCAUGGAAACAUUUGGGAAGAAUGCAAGGAAUAUCAGAUUAAGUGAUAUAUCUAAAAAGCUCUAUUUAUUCAUAUGCGAGGGACCACACAUAGAAAGUUAAUAAAAAAGAGAAAAACAGGUGAUAUUACCUCAAAGUUUACUUUUGCACAUGCCAUCAUGUGAUAUCUUGCCAUCAAGUUAUUUUUUGGAUAUUUCACAACAUGCAUUGUCACGGUCUUUGAUAUCAUCACAUGGUUGUCUACUUGUUACUCAUAUAUAUGAGUGUUGUCCAUCUUCUAUCAUAGUCAUCUUAUGGGAUGAAGGAAACAGACAAUAUCUAUGGGGGCCUGACCACUAAAAACAGGAAGGAGGCUGGGGGCAAGUUCAUUUGCCUUUCAGCCAGUCUAAAGCCUACCAGGUGGAAAGCUCAUCUCUAUAAAAAGAAAUGACAUUCCUAAAGUGUCACUGACAGCUAACCCAGAUUUGCAGUACAUACAUAUAGAAAUCUGUGUAUAAAUAUUCAGUUAAUCAAUUUUGUUUUGCAAUAUAGUGUUUUUUGAUCUAAAUUCCAUUGGCUGAGUCAAUUGUUUUACCUUUCUAUUUUUUUAAAGCAGCUGAAGCACAUGGGGAACAUUUCUCCAUAACUGACUGUGAGUUCUACUGAUACAAAUUGAUGUUAACAGUACACAGAUAUCUGCAGGACCAGUAUUUGGUAUAUUACAUAACUGUUUUUAGUGAACUGUUUUCACAACCACAAACAGCAUAUGAGAAUAUAAUGUAGCUUGUGCUUCACAAGCCUUGAGCACCUAUUUGGUUCCUAUAUAAUCAUACAUUUGUCUCACAGUGUGGUCUUCCAAGUUACCACACAGUAGUCGCUAAGAUGUUCAGUAAGUAUUGACUGCACUGCCUGCCACCAAAUAGUUCACCUUUAUUGUGGUAUUAUUUGUGUUUAAAUUGUGCCCUUAAAACCUUCCACUACAACAUGUCUAUAGAAUUAGUUCACUGUGCUAUUGUAACCUAAUGAGUUUGUCUACAGUGUUUUAUAAGGGUACAAAUAAUGAAAUAGUCUAAAACCACAAAAGGGAAAAUUAAAGAAUGGUAGGUUCUUUCCAUCCUUGGGUCAGUCAGUUUAUGAUCACAAACCUUCAGCCCUUACGAGUUAUGGGUCACUGAGAUCCAGCAGGAAUGUUCUUACCCGUAACACUCCAGAAUGUGGUUGGGUUAAUUCUAAUUGGUGUCCAGUGGUCGCUGCUCUGAGAUGUAAAUUAUCCAGGAAACUUAUUGCUGGCUGGGCUAUAAGUACUUAAGAUCUACGUUCUGGAAAACAGAACAGUUCAGCUUUUAUGUGACAAAUCAGGUGAUUAAAAUAGGUAGAUUCAUACAGUAACAAAAUGGAUCCUCUGAAACUUGUCAGUGAUAAAACCUUUUUUUAAAUGGAGGAAUCUCACUGUUCAUACAAUUACUCUUGGUAGUGCAAGGGCACUGUUUGCUUUUGUAGUGAGAAUUGUGUUUCAGCUGUGAAAGUGGAAAUCAUCUAACAGUGUCAAAGUGUUUGCAAGCAAUUUUACUGCCUAUUUUACUGUGAGCAAAACGAGUAAGCAUAAAGUCACGGAUAGGCAAGCUUUGAUUCUCCACAUGCACAACUCCCAGAAUCCUUCCAGCAACAAAUGACAGGAGUUAACAUUCUGCAUUAGCUGGACAAUGGAAUGCUUGCUUGAAUCCUUGCUUUAAGCAGUACUCAGGGACAAAAUAAGCUGUGGUAGAUAUCCAUCCGCUAUACAUUCCUUAUAUUUUUAUACUUGUAGGCAGUGAAUCUACACCUACUAUACAGUACAUACAAUGUUGCCAACAAACCACCAUUAAUAUGCUUUACUUGUUUGUUUUAUCUGCAUUAGUUUUUAUGGUUUAUGUGUGAAAGUUUUAGUUGCUUCCAAGUGUUACUAAUCUUAUUUUACUUUAGUCUUACUUGUAAAAAUGUUUAGCCAAUUUUGUUUUAUUAAAUUGUGUUUGCUGUACUGCAAACUAAAUUGCUUUUUUGAUACAUCAUAGAUAUUAACUUUUAUAGUAGUUACAAUAUACAUUUGAAUCCACACUCACACUGCCUAUAUGUAUAUUUGUAUGCUCGGGGCAUGCCAGGUGUUUGCUCUGCUGGCUUAUUUCCACCAUACUACCGCUGCUGGUGACAGGCAAUUUAUAUUCAAUUAUAUGGCAGUGAGUUUGAGCAGUGACAGGUACAAACACCUGGUGUGCCAUGGGUCUUAGGAUCUUGCUCAUGCUCCUCGUUUCUCUGAACUGUAAACAAACCUAUCAUACAAAUCACACCCACAUGCCUGAACAAUAUCCACACAAUUUAUGUGCAGUGUAUCGUUUAUUUUCAUUUAUCCAAAUUUCUCCUGCAUAGUGCAAAAUAAUUAGCUAUCCACUGCCACAAAAAGUGCCUCAUGUCAAAAGACGGCCAACACGGGGAGUGUGUGUGUGUGCCUUAAUUAAUUUGCAGUAUGUAAUGCCAUGGGCAUCUUAUUCAUUCAUAUCUACUGUAUGCCUAGUUCAGCUUGCUAUCAUCAUUGAUCAGGACCUUGUCAGGAAAGGCAACCACAUAGUUGGUACUUCACGAGCCUGACAAAGACAAAAAUUUAAAGGCCAAAAAAAGUGACAACCCUACAGCCACAGGCUUCCUAUGGACUGCUGUGAGUUAGUGGCCUGUACAUGGCUUAGCUAAUUUUAGUCUGCAACCCAAGAGUUAUGAAAACUUAUGAAUUCUAUUGGCCCAACUUUUCCUAUUGCACUAUAUUUGGGAAAUGUCUCUUUAUGUAACAAAUCAUCUAUUACAGAGAUUCAGUUAUGUUUAUAGGUCUACUAAAACCUUCAAAAUUGUCACUGGUAAUUUUGCCAUAACACUACCCCAAAGAUAUACUAUUUUAAAAAAUUACACAAAUUGGGGUCUCCAAAGAGGCUGAUUUGUGCAAAAACUGUUGUUUCAGUAAGUAAUUAUUAUAUGUCAAUAUAUUAUAAUGUCAUUUCUAUUUACAUCAAUGUCCUGACACUGUGGUUUCUCAAUGUCUAGUUUGCCAGCACUCAAACAUAGACAUAAAAUAUAAGUGAUCGCAAAAGGUGGGCUAUGUCUUUCUCAAGGCUAUGAGCACACUGGCUGCUGACAUCAAAGGUGCUCACUAUCUGUGGCACUGAUAGCAAACACACACCAUAAACACCCCCAUGCAUAGUAAUGAGGCAUACACCUGAAUGGCUGGUAUAAGACUGAGCUGGACCCCAGAGUUUACUGACACCAAGGAGGUAAUUCACAAAAGUGAAAGAAAAAUUAAUCUUUUUAGUUUGACAUUGUUCCAGCAAAAUGUUUAUAACUUGAAAUUGGUGUAAGUUGUACUCCAAGUUUGUAAGGAGAAAUUAGGUACUCCAAAUUCACUAAAGAGGCCUUCUGUUAUAACAAUGUGUACAAAACCACGUUAUUUACAAAAUGUAUUAAGGCUUUUGUGAAUCUGAUUUUUUAACUCCAGUUUAACUUAAAUAGUAUUUCCUUACUCCACUUUUGUGAAUAUUAACUUUUGGGCACAAUAUUUCAUGGAGCAGUGGGAUCCAGUGUCAGGUGCAAUGAUUUCCUUUGGCAGGAUACACUUACAACUGAAACACUAAAUCAAGCAGCACCCAAUGUUUCCUGAAUUUAUCAGAUUUUAAUCUAUUGUUGUUAUUUUACAUCAAAGUUAACUUUUUUUCUCAGUACAGCCUGUACUCAAGCAUUGGUUUAAAAUUAAUACUGCACCCAGAAAUUCGCUAUUGUGGGAAAUAAAUGUCACUGUCUUAGGUGCUGAUCCAUAGGUAACAAAUACCUUAUUUUUAUGUUGUUGGUGCACUGUUGUCCAUAAGCAAAUUCUUAUGAUCACAUAAAAGCUCUGUUUGCCCUACUGCCCAUUAUUAAACAGAUGAAAAAGCACACUCCCAUGGACAUAAUGAGGACAAAUAAACCAAAAAUACAAGUAAAUCCUUCAUAAAUUUGGUAUACAAACCCUUCUCCGUUUUUAAUAUUGCAUGCUUCUAAAUGGACUGGCUGUGGCAAUGUAAUGCCUCUAAACUGUUUAAAAUAAAAAAAAUAAUAUAUAAAAUAAGCUUGU